Coregonus clupeaformis (lake whitefish) is the source of this 1609-nucleotide messenger RNA. It is a transcript of the gene dera, whose product is annotated as deoxyribose-phosphate aldolase (putative). The transcript is spliced from 9 exons. Gene Ontology annotation, biological process: carbohydrate catabolic process; deoxyribonucleotide catabolic process. The coding region runs from base 117 to 1073 and encodes 318 amino acids. The record is from RefSeq and is a predicted model, not a curated record. Gene Ontology annotation, molecular function: deoxyribose-phosphate aldolase activity. Gene Ontology annotation, cellular component: cytoplasm. NCBI's taxonomy places the organism in Eukaryota, Metazoa, Chordata, Actinopteri, Salmoniformes, Salmonidae.
GACUAUACAUUCAGGAAGAGGUCCAUGGACCGUAAACUCUUCUGGUAGCAAAUUAGCUAGCUAGGUGAAUCUGCUGGAAAAAAUAACACCGUUCGUUCGUUAAAUCGUCGUUAAUCAUGUCUGCAAGAAACCCGGGAAUUCCCCUUGACCUGGAGUGGGUGUCCAAGGUGCGCGUGAACACCCAGGCAGUGCUGAAGAGAGCUCAGCAGAUCCAAGGACGCAACAAGAACAAGAAACAGUGGCAGGCGGCGUGGCUGCUGCGGGCGGUGACCUGUAUUGACCUGACGACCCUGGCUGGUGACGACACGCCUGGCAACGUCCACCGGCUGUGUAUGAAGGCUACCCAGCCUGUACGCACUGACCUGCUGAAGAGCAUGGACAUGCAUAACGAAGGUGUGACUACUGCAGCAGUGUGUGUGUACCCGUCUCGUGUGGCUGAUGCUGUGAAGUCCCUGAAAGCAGCCAACUCCAGCCUACCUGUGGCCUCAGUGGCGACAGGUUUCCCUGCAGGCCAGACCCCUCUGAAGACCAGGCUAGAGGAGGUCCGUAUGGCCGUAGAGGAUGGAGCUAUGGAGAUAGAUAUAGUCAUCAACAGGACUCUGGCCCUCACUGGACAGUGGGAAGCCGUGUAUGAUGAGGUGUGUCAGUUCAGAGAGGCCUGUGGGGAGGCUCACAUGAAGUCCAUCCUGGCUAUAGGAGAGCUGGGGACGUACACUAACGUCUACAAGGCUAGUCUGGUGGCUAUGAUGGCUGGGUCAGACUUCAUCAAGACGUCAACAGGGAAGGAGUCUGUCAACGCUACGUACCCUGUCGCCAUAGUGAUGGUCAGAGCCAUCCGGGACUACUUCCUGAAGACUGGACAUAAGGUUGGUUUUAAGCCUGCUGGAGGGAUCCGUACAGCCAAGGAGUCGUUGGUGUGGCUGACACUGAUGAAGGAAGAGCUGGGAGACGAGUGGCUGAGCCCUCACCUCUUCAGACUGGGCGCUAGUAGUCUAUUGGCUGACAUAGAGAGACAGAUCUACCAUUACGUGACUGGUCACUACGCAGCCUAUCACCAGAUGCCCAUGGCCUGAAACCAUGGUUACCAAUUCAAAGUGACCAAUCCGAAACCUCACCAAAAUCAGCCUAUCACUGUGCAGAUUGCUUACAGGUUCCUCAAAGACAUCUGUUACUGUACUUGUCAGGAAUGUGUUCAUUUGAGAAGAUGACCCAGAUCAAGUGAAGGAAAGAGCCGGCCAUUUCACUGUAUACAGUUCAUACAGUACUUCUGGAUUAUCUUACUCUUUGUGCCUUGAGACCGUUAACCGGUAUUGUUUCAUCCAAACAAUGUGACAUUAUUAUCCUGUAAUAAUUGAGUGAGUGUUGAUGAGUCAGUCUUAAUGAAAACAGAAAACUGUCAUGAAAUUAGAACGAGCAUGAGAAGUAGUUUUAAACUUGUAGUUAUGAGAAUACUAUAUUAUACACAAUAUAAAGCGCUCAAUUCAGUUUUCCGUCUCAUCCAAUUACUGUCCUUGCUGUAAAGAGAGAAUGAAACCCAUUAUAAACACGUAUGGUUGGACAUCUUGUUGAAGAUGUUGAGGCAUGAUUAAAGACCAUAUACACCAUCAAA